Molecule: messenger RNA, 3095 nt
Organism: Telopea speciosissima
Lineage: Eukaryota; Viridiplantae; Streptophyta; Magnoliopsida; Proteales; Proteaceae
Exons: 1
Coding region: 37-2877 (946 amino acids)
Biological process (GO): transcription by RNA polymerase I
Cellular component (GO): fibrillar center
Molecular function (GO): RNA polymerase I core promoter sequence-specific DNA binding
Source: RefSeq, a predicted model, not a curated record
AGAGAAGAAGAGAAGAGCAUAGAAAAAAAGUAGGAAAUGAACUCCACAGAGGAUUGGAAAUCGUUGUGGCCAAUUGGCCACGUCUUCUCUCCUCCUCUCCUCCUCUCUGGCUCUUCUGCAAAAUCCUUAGGCCCUCUUCUCUUUACUCCAUCUCCCAAAACCCUAACCCUCCUCUUCUCGUCCCCCUCUCUCUGCCCUCCAAUCCAUCCCCCUCGUUCCCUCUCCAUUCUUGAAUCCCUCCAUUCAAUAACCCAACCCUCCAAAGACACUUACAUCCCCCCCUCAGUCAUCUCCUCCAUCGCCCUCGACAAUGACUUCGGUUCUCAAUCCGAUGCAGACAUAACUCCCUUAUUCAAUAACAACCUUCAAAUGCUUCGUUGCCCAGAUGGAGAAUUCCUGCUUUUGUUCCCAACUGGGGAGAAUUUUGAUCGGGUUGGAUUUGUUGUGGUGUCGACAAAAGAACCCACUUGGAAAGUUAAUCUCAAUGCAGAUGGUAAUAUAUUUACAACGCCUAAUGGGCUCAAUCAUCGGAUUCUUAGAAUGUCUGCUACUGCUUCUGUUACUGAAUUGAGUAGUUGGGAUCUUCUUUCUCCUUCUGCUGCUGGCGAUUCUAUUGUUGUUGGUUUGCUGUUUGCUUGUACUAUGUAUACUGUUCAUUGGUUCAGUGUUGAGGUUAACAAUUCAGGUUCAAAAAGGGGGAGACCGGUUUUAGUUCAUUUGGGUAUGAAGGAGUUUCAUAGUUCUAUUGUGAAUGCUUGUUGGAGCCCACAUUUGGAUGAAGAGAAUAUUGUUUUGUUAGAAAAUGGUGGAUUGUUCCUGUUUGAUUUGGGUUCUUAUUCAGGUUCUAGUAAUUUUGCUGAUGAAUUGAAAGGAACCAGGAUCAGGAUUUCGUGGAAGGAUUUUGGUGUGGAUUUGGAUACUGAAUGGGUGAGCUGUGGAUUUGCUUGGCACCCUCGAAUCUUGAUUGUUGCCAAUUCUAAAUCUGUUUUCUUAGUGGAUGUUAGGUAUGAGGAAAGCAGUGUGAGUGUUUUAGCUGAGAUUGAGACAUUUGAUUUGAAUAAUUCAAGGGGGACAGAUCGAUUUGUUGCAUUCUCUAUGGCUGGUUCUGGUGGCUUCCAUUUUACGGUGGUGAGUAAAUGUUGGUUAUUUCUUUUUGACAUCCGCAAAUCAUUGGUGCCUGUGUUGCAAUGGGCCCAUGGCCUUGAUAACCCACGUUAUGUCAAUGUAUUUAGUUUGUCUGACUUAAGGCAAAAACUAGUAGAUGAUAAAUAUACAUGGGCUUCUGAAUCAGGUUUUGCCAUUUUGUUGGGUUCUUUCUGGAGCUGUGAAUUCGGUUUAUUCUGUUAUGGACCUUCUGUACAAGCUUUAGAUGGACCGAUGACACCUAAAAUUUCGAAAUUCUGCAACUCCCUCUAUGCAUGGGAACUCCCUUCAGAACUCUCCUUGUCGGGUCGCCAGUGCCACUGUGGAGACUGCCUAUUAAAAGAGGAUUUUUGGAAGACCAACCUUCCUUCAUGGAUUGAUUGGCAACAGAAGAAAGAAAUAGUUAUGGGAUUUUGUAUUCUUGGCAAAGAUUUGCUAGCCCCUGUACCUGAAAGAGAAUUUGCCAAUGGGUUCACAUUGAUUAGACUGAUGUCAUCAGGGAAACUUGAAAUACAGACGUACAAUUCCUUGUUUGAUUCUCCUAGUGCAAAGUCAGAAGCAGGGGAAGGAAUGCUAUUACAGUCUGAAGAUUGUCUUCUAUAUCAUUCGAGUGAUCAGAAAUAUAAAUUUCCUAGGAAAUUCAAGUAUUGGAAACUUGACUAUCUCUUUGCAUAUUUGAAUUGCAAUCUUGUGGACUUGCUGACUAAAAAGAUAAGAAACCCUGGGAUUGAUCCUACUGAAGCGAUUCCUUAUGAUCAAGACUGCAAUAAACUUCCAUGUGAUCAGUUAAAGGCUGCUGGUGUUGAUCCCAAAGGGUCGUUGCUUAUGACUGCCCAAAUUUUUAGUACCAUCAGCUUGCCUAUGAGCAUACAUGAGAUUGCUUUGAGGAGACUCUGGACAGGGUUACCGGUGGAUCUUCUACAGUUAGCUGUUCCUGACCAGUCAGAGCUCCUUGAAGUUCUUACAGAGUUGAAGAAGGUCUCAUCGACACUUUUGGAUGUUCCAAAUUUAUCCCAGUUUCCGUCUUUUUUGUUUCGAAAGCCCUUGAACCACAACAAUAAGUCAUUGCACAAAGUGCACCAUGGUGAUGCUGUUCUGGGGCCUUCGCUUCCACUUCCUGUUCUGCUUACACUUGAUGCGAUUUAUAAGAAGAAGAGCUGUUCAGAUUUGGAGGAAGAAGCAAGUGGAUAUUCGGCCAAGACAGAGAUCAGCCACCAAUGCAAUGAAAUCAUAAAGGUGGCUAACAAUGUGGCAUUGAUAGGGUCUCAUUCUGUGGUUAAUGAUUCCUAUGUUGUCUCCCUUUCCAAUGACACAGACGAGGCAUGGGUUGAUUCUCAAAAGCUGAAACAGCCAAAAUGUUUCUUCUCUUACAGACCCCAGGCAUUUUCUGAUAACAAUGGCUCUACCAUGCGUUGUGCACAAGACGAGCCAGUUUUUGAAGAAGAGAAAUAUACUACCUUCAUAUAUAAAAUGCAAGAGGAGAUUGCCCCUGAACUAAAUAGGGAUUCUAAGAUGCAUGAGUUUCCCAAUUCCAGUAACAAACAAAAUGGAUUAGAAAUGUUUGAUGAGCUAUGCCCAGUAGAAUUGAAAUUUGAUGUUUCUCCUAUGAACUUUGAGGUUACUGAGAUGAAAGGAUACAAGCUCCUGAAGAGACAGUUCUCAAAAUGGCAAGCAGGUUUUAAGCCAUAUCAAGAUUACUGCAGUCAGUUCAAGCUCCAAAAGCAUGUUCCUUGAUUCUUGGGCAUUGUCUCAAUUUUUUUCAUAUUUUCCUGUGUCGCGCGCUAACUUUGUCGGCCAUUAAUGCUUCAGUGCUGCUCCCCUGAUGUGAUUUUGUUGCUUUUACUUGUUGGGACGAGAUGAUCUUUCAAGGAAGAAAUUUAUGCUUGUGAGCAGAUUCUGUCUUGGGAGGAGUAAAGGUAUUAAAGUAAUAUAGCUAUUAUAUAAUAUGUUUU